Messenger RNA from Cuscuta campestris, 1755 nucleotides. NCBI's taxonomy places the organism in Eukaryota, Viridiplantae, Streptophyta, Magnoliopsida, Solanales, Convolvulaceae. The record is from the annotation of a GenBank genome assembly.
AAACACACUUCAGACCGCCUCCACCCUAUCCUCUUCCUUCCCAUUCUCCCCCAAAUCAAAAUUUCCGCCCCUAUGGCUUCGAUCUCCGCCGCCGUCGCUGCAAAAUUGGUCUACCCCUACGCCCCAUCCCCCGCCCCCGGCGUAGCCUCCCCAAAACCCUCAAACGUCACUCUGUCAUCCUCGUUCACGCCCACUCUGUCCGCCCACUUCCUCCGCUACCCCGCCGCCGUCCGACGCCGCCGGCUCACGGUCCGCGCCGCCCGCGGGAAGUUCGAGAGGAAGAAGCCCCACCUCAACAUCGGCACAAUCGGCCACGUCGACCACGGGAAGACCACCCUCACCGCCGCCCUGACCAUGGCCCUAGCCUCCGUCGGCGGAUCUUCCCCCAAAAAAUACGACGAGAUCGACGCCGCCCCGGAGGAGAGAGCGCGCGGGAUCACCAUCAACACCGCCACGGUCGAGUACGAGACCGAGAGCCGCCACUACGCCCACGUGGACUGCCCCGGGCACGCCGAUUACGUGAAGAACAUGAUCACCGGCGCCGCCCAGAUGGACGGCGCCAUUCUGGUGGUUUCCGGCGCCGACGGGCCCAUGCCCCAGACCAAAGAACACAUCUUGCUGGCCAAGCAAGUUGGCGUCCCCAACAUGGUGGUCUUCCUCAACAAGCAAGACCAGGUCGACGACGAGGAGCUUCUCGAGCUCGUCGAAUUGGAGGUAAGAGAGCUCUUAUCUUCUUAUGAUUUCCCCGGCGAUGACAUCCCCAUUGUUUCAGGCUCUGCACUCUUGGCCCUAGAGGCAUUAAUGGCAAACCCUAGCAUCAAAAGGGGCGAAAACCAAUGGGUAGAUAAGAUUUACACUCUCAUGGACUCCGUGGACGAUUAUAUCCCCAUCCCACAAAGACAAGUUGACCUCCCAUUCCUAAUGGCGGUCGAAGAUGUGUUCUCCAUUACGGGUAGAGGAACGGUCGCAACCGGUAGGGUAGAGAGAGGGACCGUUAGGGCCGGGGACACGGUUGAUCUAGUAGGACUAAAGCCCACUAGGAACACCACCGUCACGGGUGUCGAAAUGUUCCAGAAGAUUCUAGAGGACGCGAUGGCGGGGGACAAUGUGGGGUUGUUGUUGAGAGGGAUACAAAAGGGCGACAUCCAAAGGGGGAUGGUGUUGGCGAAGCCGGGGACGAUUACCCCGCACACCAAGUUUGAGUGCAUUGUGUAUGUGUUGAAGAAGGAGGAAGGGGGGAGGCACUCCCCCUUCUUCGCCGGGUAUAGGCCGCAGUUCUACAUGAGAACGACUGACGUGACGGGGAAGGUGGUCGGGAUUAAGAACGACAAGGACGAGGAGUCGAAGAUGGUGAUGCCGGGGGAUAGAGUGAACAUGUUGGUGGAGCUCAUCAUGCCCGUUGCUUGCGAGCAAGGAAUGAGAUUCGCUAUCCGGGAAGGCGGGAAGACCGUGGGCGCCGGGGUCAUCCAGAAAAUCAUCGAGUGAGACGAUUUAUAAUUAAAAAAAAAAACUAAAUCGUUUUCUUUUUCCUCAUGAAAAUUAACAUUGUAUCUCCAUCGUCCCGUCUGCAUAUUUUUUUUCUUCCAAUCUUUGUUGCAAUGUGACCGAACAUCUUGUCGUAUAUUCAAGUGUUUUCGUUUUAUGGCGUCGCACGCCUUUAGUUGUGUAGCUUGAGAGUUGAAUUUUUUUCACUAGAUGGAUGGUUUUCUUCCAUCUUCUUUGUCUUCCCCAUUCACUGCUAUGUUCUUUUCCAAU